GAGCCCGGGGCUUCGCUCCGUUUCCCUAGCAACGGCCUCCGGAACGGAUAAAUGGCCACCUAGUGAUUUGUCGGACUGUGACGGGUCUGGGCCGCUUGUUACCAACUCAUAAAGCCUUGCAGCUCGGUAGACCCGGAGGAGAGUAUCUGAAGAAGUGGCAUGAAAAGAAGUGAGAUAGACUUUUUAAGAACUUUACUGAGAUGUUUCAUGGAACAGUCACAGAAGAGCUAACCAAUCAUAGAGAAUGGAGUCACUAUAAUGAAAAUAUAAUAGAAGAUCAAAAAGAUUUUGUUUUUGUGAAGUUCAGUGGCCUUCAUUUAAAAUCUAUGGAAAGUUUUCAAUCUUGUAUCUCUCUUAGAGUGUGCAUCUUCUCAAACAAUUUUAUUACAGAUAUUCGUCCACUUCAGAGUUGUAUAAAAUUAGUCAAACUCGAUCUCCAUGGAAAUCACAUCAAGAGUCUACCAGAUACCAGAUUUUGGAGUGGAUUGAAGAACCUAAAACUUCUCUAUCUACAUGACAAUGGGCUUGCAAAGUUAAAGAAUGUAUGUAUGUUAUCUGCUUGUCCAAGCCUCAUUGCCCUCACUAUGUUUGAUUGUCCAGUAAGCCUUAAAAAAGGAUAUAGACAUGUUCUUGUCAACAGUAUAUGGUCUCUCAAAGCACUGGAUCAUCAUGUGAUUUCUGAUGAAGAAAUAAUUCAGAGCUGGCAUCUUCCUGAAAGAUUCAAAACAUAUAACCACCGACUUUUCUUUAAUUUCUGCCCUGCUUUGAAAAAGGGAUCAACCUAUGAGAAUGAAAUUGAUAAUAUCAAAGUUAUUAUUUCAAAAAUUAAUGAAAUUCUGGCUCAUAACUCGCCAGUUUUGAUUGUUCAAAGAUGGAUACGUGGUUUCUUAGUUAGGAAAAAAGUGAGCCACUUGUUCUUGUAUAAAAAACAUCAGGAAAAAACUAUUAGUGAAAGUGAAAAAAAAUGGAUUUGCAAACACAAAGGAUUUGAAGAUAAGCUCUUUAAGGAUCUCUUAUUUCAUCCUGGAACCAAUAUAACAGAAAAGCGUGCAUGUUGGAAACAUAAUAUACAUUCUCCUGUUGAUUUAAAAUAUUCUAGUGAACAGAGAAAACAUGUUUCUUCUAUUUUAUAUGAAUUAAAAACAGGAAAACCAAGACAUCUCAUUCAAAAAGGUCAGAAAGAGUCUGAAGAUAAAAUUAAGGAUGAAGAAUUGGUUGUCGAUUUUAGGAUAUCAGUGUUCAAACUACCAGUACAUACUUCAGAUUCACUGAGGUAUACUGCAUUAUUGAAAGCAAAAGAACAAGAUUAUUUUCCUAUGUAUACCGAGCCACUUUCUACCACUCAUCAAAAACCAGUAAUUAAAAUAAAAGACAUGCUGUUGGAGAAGAGUGUAAGAAGAGAGUUUCUUACAACACAAAGAACUGGUAUGAAACUCCAAGCACUUUAUGAUAUUGAUAAAUAUUGCUCAGAACAAAAGAAGCAGGCAAGCUAUAAAAAUAAAGUAACAGCUGUAAGCGUGGCACAAGUGGCCAAAGAACGAGUUAGAAUAACUAUUCAAGAAAAUUUAAAUAAGAAAAUACAUGCUACGCAUAAACUAACUGCAAGAGAUAAUAAGACCAUUCAGAAUGGUUUACAACGACUUCGGCAGGACAGAGCCAACUACCUUGAGAAAGUAAAAGAGAGGAGAGUCCUGUUUCUGGAAGAAAAACAACAAAAGGCUAAAGACCGUUUAUUAAUUCAAAACUUAAAUAAUGAGCGCACUCUUUUGACCAAAGCAAUGACUAAAAUUGACAGAUUGAAGAAGAAGCAGGCUGUCUUAAAAGAGAAGAGCCUAAUUGUUCAGCAAAAACUGGCAACUGAAAAAUAUCAAAAGGAUUUACUUAAACAAAUGAAGGAAAUUAGGGCUCAAGAAAUAUAUAAAGGACACUGUGAAGAAAAGAUUGUUAAUGAUAUAAUUGCCUUUCAAAAAGCUUGUGAAGGAUUUCAAGAUACUAAAACAAAAGCUGCAAUUGUGAAAAAGAAUUUAAUCCUUAAAGUUCCCAAUGGAAUGACAAAGUGAACCAAUGCCAGAUCACAUUCUAUGGUCAUUUUGAUUUAUGGCCAUUAUUUUUAGUUAAAGCACUUUGAAAUAAUACUAUAAAAGAAGAAGUACUCUAUGUCACAAGAUGGAUUUGUAUGUAAAUCUUCUAAAAAUAUAAAGAGUGAUUAAAAUGUUUCUCUUCUCGAUCAUAAUUUAACCUAAAUCAUGUUGAGUUGGCUCACCUAAAGGUUCCUUACAUAUCCAGAUAUCCAAGGAACAAUGAAAAGUGAUUUAAUUUAUUGCAGGAAAUACUGCAAAGGCAUUGCUUGUAUUGUUUCAUAUCCUGAGUACAGCAAUUUGUAAGCCAUUCUCAGUUUCUCUGGCAACCUUAGAAAGUAAUUUCAGCCCCAGCUAUUGACUUUUAUUAAGACACUGUGUUCUUUGAUUAGUUUCUUUGCCUGCUUUCAUAUAUUUAAUUAUAUUUCCUGUUUAUUUUGUUAAAACAAUUUCUUUUUUCAAAAUAAAAGUUUCACCAUUAUAUUGGUGACUCAUGUUCUUAUAAAAAUUUAGAAAAUAUAAAUUGUAAAAGGGAAAUUAAGCAUUCUUAUUAACUUCCUAGUAGAUUGUAAGAUUUUUGUGUAUUUACUUUCAAUGUGUUUGCCUUUACAUAUAUGGGGGGCAGAGAGGAGAAAUAGAGAAAGGAUGCAUGUAAUUGAGUAAUUGUGAUCAUAAAGUAUUCAGAAAUGGUAUAUAUUCAUUUUAAGUCUAUUUAAUACAUAUUCAUGGUGUAGAAUUUGAAAAAUAAAGAACAAUAUAAAAAGAUACAAAAAUUCUUUGUAAAAUUUUAGUCGAUUUUCAAUAGUAUUUUCAAUCUAGAAAGAUAAAUGUCUCACUUAUUAUGACACUGCUCACUUAAUACAAUGUAACUAAUGCCAUUCAAAAUUUCUCUUUAAUACUCAUCAGUUAUAUAUGCAAGUUUUUAAGUGUUUCUUUUUAAAAUUCUCUAAU
Molecule: messenger RNA, 3029 nt
Organism: Globicephala melas (long-finned pilot whale)
Lineage: Eukaryota; Metazoa; Chordata; Mammalia; Artiodactyla; Delphinidae
Gene: LRRIQ3
Product: leucine rich repeats and IQ motif containing 3
Molecular function (GO): protein binding
Source: RefSeq, a predicted model, not a curated record